AUGGCUACCAUGGGAGCAGCUCUGCUGCAGGGAGACAACAAGAGCCGCAACCGACAGAUCAUCACUCUGACCAGAAGCAGAGCCUGGGAACGCGCCCUGUGGUCUCUUCGCCAGAUGCCGGCAGACCAGGCACAGCCCACCGUGGUCGGCUACGGCGCAGGAAUCCAGGCCUGUUCGCGCGCUGGGCUUUGGUUCCUGGGGCUCCGACUUCUCUCUGGCAUGGCUGAUGUCAGGGCCACGCCCAAUGCUGCAACCUACUCCACGGCGAUCAGCAGUCUGGGGGAGGAAGCGCAGUGGAAGCUAGCCUUCGAGAUCUUCUCCGGGAUGCCCAGAGCUGCUACUUCGGCCACCAGGUUCAGCUACAAUACCAGCAUCACCGUCUGCGCGGAGGAGCAGUGGGGGGGUGCAUUGUCCCUCUUCUUCGAGAUGCCAUCAGCGAAGGUCGUGGCGGACGUCAUCAGCUUCAACGCGACGGUGAGCUCUUCAGGAAGGGCAAGUCGUUGGCAGCAUGCACUUUGUGUGUUCUCGGGGUUGUCGACAGCACGACUUGCCGCCGACGGAAUCGGCUGCAAUGCCAGCAUCAGUGCCUGUGGGAGGGGACACUGGCAACUCUCCUUGCUGCUGCUGUCAUCAAUGCUUCCCCGGAGCUUGGUACCUGACGAGAUCAGCUAUGGCUCGGCCAUUAGCUCGUGCGCAAAGGCUGGAGAGUGGCAGCUCGCGCUUCAGCUGCUGUCAGACAUGACUGCUGCUGAGGUUCUCACAAAUCUAGUAAUUCUCAACUCUGCCAUCAGCGCCUGUGAGAAGCAGGGCGAGUGGCAGGUAGCGCUGCAGUUGCUGCAGGAUGUCGCUCUCGCCAGGCUUACAGCCGACAUCAUCACUUGCAGUGCCGCCGUCAGUUCCUGCGAGAAGGGCGGAGCCUGGCGUCAAGCGCUCGCGUUGCUUGCAGAGGUGGCCGCCAUCAGGGAGCAACCAAACGUGGUCAGCUUCAGCGCUGGCAUCAGUGCAUGCGAGGAAGGGGCGAACUGGCGACUGGCCAUACACCUGCUGCAGGAGAUGGUGGCUUCCAUCGUUGCCCCAAACAUCGUCAGCUUCAGCGGCUGCAUCAGCGCCUGCGAGAAGUGCGGGCGCUGGGACGUGGUCCUUUCCCUGCUCGCCUCAAUGCAUGGUUCGCGAAUCCAGGCAGACGCCAUCAGCUUCAGUGCCGCAAUCAGCUCUUGCGAGAAGGCCGGGGAGUGGCGGACUGCCUUGAUCCUCUUCGCAGAGCUUCUCGAUGCCCGCCUGGCCCCCACGACGGUCACCCUGAGCGCCAUGCUCCGCACCCUCGCGACGGCUGGGCCUUGGGAACUGUCCCUUCACCUGCUUUCGCUCUUUUCCUUCUGCCACCUGCACGGAGCUACCAGCUUCGGGGACGCCGCCCGCGCAUGCGAACGGGGCGGGAGCUGGCACGGCGUUGUGCAGCUUCUGCCGGAAGUGGAGCUGAGAGCGUGCCAGUGGUUGGACUCCUACCGGUCUCAGUAG
Symbiodinium natans is the source of this 1518-nucleotide messenger RNA. Lineage: Eukaryota; Dinophyceae; Suessiales; Symbiodiniaceae. The record is from the annotation of a GenBank genome assembly.